AUGGCCAGAAAUGUAACCAACACAAAGAUGCUGCUCAUGUUGCAACCUUUCAAAGUUAAAAACGUAGGAAUUGUACGUUGCAUGAGCAAACUGGCAAAACAAAAGGGCCAACGUGAAAACUCCGAAAAAAUCCCCGAGGAUGCGGUGGCUAAUAAUGAAGGGCGGCAGCCGCGGGAGGAGAGGGGAGGCUGCUGGAUGCCCGACCCACGGACCGGAAUAUAUUCUCCGGCCGGACAAGAAUGGGUGAUGGAUGGUGUACCAAAUGAUGCUGCCUCAUUUAGUUGUACCUUCUGGCUGAGGAACAUUGAAGGAGUGGAUGAUUAUAAGUCGGAUGACACUGAUGGGACUAAUGCACCACAACUCUAA
Messenger RNA from Striga hermonthica, 366 nucleotides. NCBI's taxonomy places the organism in Eukaryota, Viridiplantae, Streptophyta, Magnoliopsida, Lamiales, Orobanchaceae. The record is from the annotation of a GenBank genome assembly.